Messenger RNA from Aspergillus clavatus NRRL 1, 1554 nucleotides. RefSeq names its product putative amino acid permease. Gene Ontology annotation, biological process: transmembrane transport; amino acid transport. The record is from RefSeq and is a predicted model, not a curated record. Gene Ontology annotation, molecular function: transmembrane transporter activity. NCBI's taxonomy places the organism in Eukaryota, Fungi, Ascomycota, Eurotiomycetes, Eurotiales, Aspergillaceae. The transcript has 4 exons. Gene Ontology annotation, cellular component: membrane. The coding region runs from base 1 to 1554 and encodes 517 amino acids.
AUGGAGCCCGAAACCAGCAAGUCCGCCGCGGACACCAGCCUGGAAGGUCUGGGGUACACGCCGGAACUUUCCCGCAACCGUUCAGUCCUCCAGGUCGCCUUCAUGUGCUUCAUCCUAUCCUCCGUUCCCUACGGCCUUGCGACGACCCUGUUCUACCCCCUGGCCGGUGGCGGUCCGUCCAACAUCAUCUGGGGCUGGAUUAUCGUCUCGAUCAUCAUCCUGUGUGUAGCCUGCUCGCUGGCCGAGAUCACGUCCGUCUAUCCCACCGCCGGCGGUGUUUACUACCAGACCUUUGCCCUGUCGCCCCCAUGGUGCCGUCGUGCCGCUGCCUGGAUUUGCGGCUGGUCCUAUGUCCUCGGCAAUGUCACCAUCACCCUGGCUGUAAACUUCGGCACCACCCUGUUCUUCGUCGCCUGUCUUAACGUUUUCGAAUCUUCCCCCGGCGUCGGCCUUGUAGAUGACCUGGAGACCUAUCAGAUCUACCUGAUCUUCCUCGCCAUGACCCUAUUGACCCAUGCCAUUUCUGCCCUGGGCAACAAAUGGCUCCCCCAUCUGGAGACGUUUGCCAUCUUUUGCACCUUGAUUGGGUUGAUUGCCAUGAUUGUCUGCACACUGGUGAUUGCCAAGCACGGUAGACACUCCGGUAAGUGGGUGUUUACGCAUUUUGAGCCCCAAUCCGGCUGGCCCUCGGGCUGGUCCUUUUGUAUUGGUUUGCUGCAUGCCGCAUAUGCCACGUCGGCCACUGGAAUGAUCAUCUCGAUGUGUGAGGAAGUUCAGGAACCUGCCACCCAAGUCCCCCGGGCGAUGGUGGCCACCAUCGUGCUCAAUUUCGUGGCUGGGUUGGCCUUCCUGCUGCCCCUGACUUUUGUCCUGCCCGAUCUGACCAUGCUGGUCAACCUGGUGUCGGCGCAGCCCACCCCCGUGAUUCUCAAGGAUGCCAUCGGAAACUCGGCCGGUGCCUUUUGCCUCCUCCUUCCUUUGAUCAUUCUGGGAAUUAUUUGCGGUGUCGGGUGCGUGACGGCAGCCUCACGGUGCACCUGGGCGUUUGCCCGUGAUGGCGGCAUUCCCGGAUCCAAGUGGUGGAAGUCGGUGAAUCGCUCGCUGGACAUCCCACUGAAUGCCAUGAUGCUGGAUAUGGGCGUCGAGAUUGCGCUGGGCGCCAUCUACUUUGGUUCCACGGCCGCGUUCAAUGCCUUUAGCGGUGUUGGUGUCAUCUUCCUGACCCUCAGCUAUGCCUGUCCCAUUGCCGUCUCGUUCCUCUUCCGCCGCCGCGCAGAUCUGAAGAAUGCUCGGUUUCAAUUGGGAUUCUUUGGUGGGAUCUGCAACGUCGUUGCUCUUGCGUGGAGUCUCCUGGCCAUCCCCCUGUUCUGCAUGCCCUCGUUCAUGGUUGUCACUCUGGAGACUAUGAGCUACGCCUGCGUGGUAUUCGUGGGGUUUACCGCGAUCGCCGCUCUGUGGUACUGGGUCUGGGGCUACCAGAAUUAUGCAGGCCCGCCCAAGGAGGGUGUCGAUGCCAUCGCGGAGUAUCCCAACGUGCAUGCCAAGACUGGGUGA